AUGUCCCUCUUUGUCGACUCAUCUCAGGAGAAUGGAGGCGAUGAUACAGCUCUACCCUCACAACAUACAGAUCCUCAGCUGUCUCCUCAACGUCGUAAUUUGAGCACAUGGAAACCCAAACCAGAAGCCCAUUUCAGUGCAUCAACAAAUCAAAUUGGUCAUCUUUCAGACGUGUUUCAGAGUCUAAUAGCCGUCAACAGUCAGGCUAUUAUAACAAUACGGUCUGGUGGGAUCACUAUAUACUCGACUUAUAACUACACCAUCAAUGUGCAUGUCAAUAUUGACCCUGCAUUAUUUAGCCUGUACGAGUUGACAACAGCCACAUCCAUAGAUCAGCACAGUCUUUCCGACAAGGAGGGUGCAGAAGAGGAGGAGCUAGGGCUACGACUAGGAGUGGACAUCAAUCUUAUUGCCAAUUGCUUUACUUCGGUUUUAAAUACCAUGAAAUCCGAAAAAUCAAUAUCGUGUACCAUCACAUACAAGGGAGACGGGCAUUCGUUAGUUAUCGAGUUUGAUGACACUUUGAUUACCGAGAGAUUAGAUUUCUACACUUUUUACAUAGACGAGGAGGAGUUGUUAGAAAAUGAGCAACUACAAGGAGGUCCUGGUUCAAGAAUCAAUUACGAAAACGUCAUUUUAGAAAUUAUGCUCAAGAGUGAUGUCUUGACAAACUUGUUACAAGACUUGUACCAAAUAGACACAGAAAUCUUGUUUAUUUAUUCUGCUGAAGGAGUAUUGAAUUUCAUAAGUAAAGGAGCCAUUGGUAUGUCGAAGCUAAUGUUUCCUAAUGAAAAGUCAGUAAUGGAGAAGUUACAUAUUGAUCAAUCUCAUCUACAUAUCAUAUCCCAGUUUAGAUUCGCCGAAUUUUACAAAAUAUUCAGAGCGGUCAAAUUAAGUUCCAAGUGCAAGUUUAUAAAAGAUGCCGAUGGUUGUUUCUCAAUACAGUUGAUUUGCAAGAAUCAUCAGCAAAGUGGAUAUCCAGGGACGCUAUUGACUAUUAAUAUGACUGAAUUGGACCAUGACGAGCAUCUAAUUGAAUGGAUUUUGCAGGAUGAAAUGGAUCAGAUUGAUAAUAACAAAGAGCAAAGCCUACCAGACAUUCUACCUUUGACAAAUAUACCUAGAUUAGAUCGCCAUGAACCAUUUAUAAAUACCUUUAAAAGGACAAGUCAAACAGUACACAACAACAACAACAACAACAACUAUGAAACAAGAAAUGGAAGCAAGAGAAGUCGUCAAGAAACUGGGUCCAAGAGAAAGGGACAAUCAAAUAACGUACCUUUAUUUUUGUAA
Molecule: messenger RNA, 1293 nt
Organism: Lodderomyces theae
Lineage: Eukaryota; Fungi; Ascomycota; Pichiomycetes; Serinales; Debaryomycetaceae
Exons: 1
Coding region: 1-1293 (430 amino acids)
Biological process (GO): DNA repair; DNA damage checkpoint signaling
Cellular component (GO): checkpoint clamp complex
Source: RefSeq, a predicted model, not a curated record